Molecule: messenger RNA, 3436 nt
Organism: Nymphaea colorata (pocket water lily)
Lineage: Eukaryota; Viridiplantae; Streptophyta; Magnoliopsida; Nymphaeales; Nymphaeaceae
Product: trihelix transcription factor GTL1-like
Exons: 3
Coding region: 532-2715 (727 amino acids)
Source: RefSeq, a predicted model, not a curated record
UGGGAGAGGUAAGAGGAGUUAAAAUUAUUAUUAGCUUCAAAGACAGACAUUGACAACGCAGCAUCUCAUUUUGUUUUGUCAAUUUGGGUCUUUCUCUCUCUCUCUUUUUCUUAUUCUCUCUCCUCCCUCAUGAUCUAUCCAUCUCCUUAAUUUUCUUUAGCUCCAUUUCUCUUGUGUUUUUUUUUUUAUCUUUUAUUUAGUUUUAGAAUUUUCGACAUCUUCCAAGCACCCGUUCCUCAUUCUCUCUCUCUCUCUAUCUCUCUCUCCGCCUCUCUGGAUUUCUUUGGCGUCCGAGCUUCAGCUUUCCAGUUGUCCCACCCCCUCCUCGGCUGCCCCUUCUUUUUUUUUUUUUUUUUUUUCACCUUCGCACCCUUGCUCAGAUUUCUUUUCCGAUAUCUCUCUCUUUCUUUCUCUCACUGGGGAUGGGGGAAGAGAGACGUUGAGUAUCUUUUUUUUUUUCUUCGUAAAAAGAGUGUGGACAACGUAGGUAAAAAAAGGGGGGAGUGGGGAGAAGUGGGGGGAGAGAGAGAUAUGCAGCAGGGAGGAUCUCCGUACCAAGUGACGCCGGAGGUGACGCAGUAUGGGGGAGGAGCCGCCGGAGGGAGUGGGGGAGGGGGAAGGGGACACAUGAUCGGAAUUUCAGGUGGCCACGACCUUCCGGCUGCUCACCAUGCACAGACAGACCCGCUGUUGCAGCAGAAGCAAGGGGAACCCAUGGCGGAGGCGGCAUCCCCCAUCAGCUCGCGGCCUCCUGCCGCGCGGCCGUCAAAUUUCGAAGAAUUGGAGCCGGUGGCAUCUGGGGGGUUCGCGGACGAGGAGGCGUUGGCUGGGGAGGAGGCCGAGAGGGGGCCUCCCGGGAACCGGUGGCCGCGGCAGGAGACGCUUGCCCUCCUCAAAAUCCGGUCGGAGAUGGACGCCGUCUUCCGAGAGGCCACCCUCAAGGGCCCCCUUUGGGAGGAUGUUUCCAGGAAGCUAGCGGAAUUGGGGUACCACAGAAGUGCGAAGAAAUGCAAGGAGAAGUUUGAGAAUGUCCACAAGUACUAUAAGAGGACCAAGGAAGGGAGGGCCGGCAGGCAGGACGGGAAGAGCUACAGAUUCUUCUCGCAAUUGGAAGCACUCCACGGCAACCCCGGCGGUGCCAAUACCACGUCCACUGCCGCCACCGCUUCCGCGGCAGCCACCGCGACGACUUCGGCCAUGAUGAACACAAUUCAGACCACUACGGCUGGAGCAACAGGGGGCGCCGUCAGUGCUGCGAGGAUUCAGCCUCCCCCACGCAGCGUCACCCCUAUUGCUUCCAGCCAACCAAGGCGUCCCACACUGCCGGGACUGCAAGGCCUGCCCAGGGUCGCGGCUGACAUAAGCGGCGGCUUGAGCCUCUCUUCUGGAGGGUCCUCGACUUCCGGCGAGUCGUCGGAUGGGGCUGAGGAACAAGGUCACCGGAAAAGAAAACGGUCCUCCGAGUCGAGCACCCAAAAAAUGAUGGAUUUCUUUGAAGGGCUGAUGAAACAGGUGGUGGAGAAGCAAGUAGCACUGCAGCAAAAGUUCCUAGAGGCCAUCGAAAAGAGGGAGGAAGACAGGAUGAUACGAGAAGAAGCAUGGAAAAGGCAGGAGAUGGCUCGCCUGAGCCGGGAGCUCGAAUAUCUGGCUCAGGAGCGCGCAAUGUCGGCAUCGAGAGACGCCGCCUUGAUCGCCUUCCUUCAGAAGGUCACAGGACAAACCAUCCACCUCCCUCCUCCGCCGCAGCCGUCACCUCCGCAGUCGAUUGCACAGCCGACUUCCACCGCUCCUCCUUCCCUCGUCCAGCCUAUGUCACAGCAGCAUCAACCACCGCAAUUGAUAGAAACUAGGCCAAUGCCGACGACGACCAAUAUCGUCACUCAUGAUCAGGAACCGGCGCCGGCGCUAUUCGAACCGGCGAGCUCCCGGUGGCCAAAGGCGGAGGUGCUGGCACUCAUCAAUCUAAGAAGCGGUCUCGAACCGAAGUACCAAGAAGCCGGGCCAAAGGGACCGCUGUGGGAGGAAAUCUCUGCGGAGAUGGCGAAGAUGGGCUACAAGCGAAGCGCCAAGAGGUGCAAGGAAAAGUGGGAGAACAUCAACAAGUACUUCAAGAAAGUGAAAGAGAGCAACAAGAAGCGGCCGGAGGACGCCAAGACGUGCCCAUACUUCCACCAAUUGGACGCGCUCUAUCGAAAGAAGAUGCUCGGCGGGAGACCAACCAAGCCGGAAGAGGAAGCACCGGAACAAUCGGUUCUGCCGGAUCAGCCACAUAACUCGAGCGCCAUGGCUAUCAUGCCGACGCCGAUAUCGGCGGCACCGCCGGAGACAGAAUCCGGAGAUGGGGACAGCGAAGGGCCGGUGCACAAGGGCAACGGAGAAGGGGCGCAGUCGACGUCGGGCUUCUACACUAGCGUGGUCGACGAAGGCAACGGAAUGGGUGCGAAGAAGCCAGAAGACAUUGUGAGGGAGUUGCUGGAGCAGCGGCAGCAGCACCAGACGGUGGUGAUGGACGACUACGCCAAGAUGGCCGAUGCUGACAGCGAUGACGCGGAGCCGGAGGACGACGACGACGACGGAGAGAGGGGUGAGGAUGAGGACGACGACGAUGAAGGGUCUGAGGGACGGAUAGCCGCCUCCUACGAGGCUCGAUAUCGGAGGCAGAGCGGCCCAAGCUCAGCAGGCAAUUCUGGUUCCUUCAUCACCAUGAUUCAAUGACUAUCAUUCCUCUUCUUCUUCGCCGGCACCUCAUUGUUCAGUUUCAACACUUCUUUUCCCUUCUUUCCAGCUUCAUUCACCUCUUUGUUCUUGUUCUUCUAAGUUAUUAUUCCUUUUGGUUUUUUUUUUCUUCUCAUUUUCAUUUAAUUUGAAAAAGUGUACCAUAUGUACCAAUUCUGUGAGGACGAGCGCUUGACGAUCGUCCUCGUGAAUAACCCCCACACUGGCCAUUGUUCAUCUUCUCCCGGGAGUGUUUUUCCAUUCAUGGUCGCGGAAAGAAACGAAUGCUAUUUUAUUUAUUUGUUCAAUAAAGAGAUAUUGAGAAGAUCGACGGCGGGGAGGGAGAGAGAGAGGAAGAAACUUCAUGGGGAGGAGGCAUGACUCGAAGAAAGAAAAAGGGACCCCACGAAAGGAAACCGAUGAUGGUGCUGCCUUUUGCGGACACUGGAAUCUCCGGCCGUCGAACCGAGGAGAAGAUGAUGGACUUUGUGGCACGAAGGGGACGCCAUUUUGUUUCUCCAAUGGAAGAUGUUUGCUGUUUCUGAUUCUUUCGAUAGUCGAUGCUGUUAAUUCUAAGUGUAUCAUGUAUAGUUUCUCUGCUCAGAGAUCUGCUCUCUCUUCUCCCUUUCUUUUCUUCUUUUAUCAUUUUGUUCUCCUAGAGUGUUGUUUUACGGUCUAUUUUAUUGUCAUUGGAGGAAAUAAAACAUCCACAUCUGUCUCA